CAAAACGAGUCUCUAGUUUUACGAUUCGCCAUUAUCUGUUCUACGCAAAAUAAACUGGUCUUUUUAUAUCCCAAACCCCUCUUCUACUGUCGAAAUUUUGCACUAUAUUAUAUCGAGCUAUCAUCAUUACCUUGAGCCUCCAGCCUUCCUAUCAACCUCAUUACAAUAAGAAAUACUUGCAAAGUAGUAUAUAUUCUUUUUUAUUCUUCUUGCUCAUCUAUCUACAUUUCAGAAUAAGAGAAUGAACAUCCUCUAUUAAAUUUAGGUUACUAUUGCUGACCUGUAUACAAAAGAACAGUCCUCAAACCCACUAUCAACAAAGCCUACCUGAGAAUUGAGCUUAUUAUAAUGUCUGAGGUAAGGAUUUAUUUGAUCAAUAUCUAUAUUUUUACAAACCCUGAUGCGAUGAACGCAGGCUGCACAAAUCAACGAUGUACAAACCAACGAUGGAGCAUACAAAUUUCUCACAUACAAGAUAUUUGGCGCAGUUGAAUAUGAGAGAUAUAUGUCAUGGGAGGCUGAUGAGGUUGGAAUUGAUGAACCUGACAAAGGUUGUAAAAGUAUUGGACAAAAUUUUGUGAUUUCUAAAAGAUUUGGUGCAGAGGUAAAGGUAGAGAACAGAAGUCUUCCUGGGGGGUGGUUUGUGAGUGUGAUGGAUGCGAAAUUUAAAUCGGUGGCAGCAAAACCCUAAAUAAGCUAUUGUCUGGAAACUACAAUGUUUAGGGGAUAGGUCUUAGAAUUGAUGAGUUGUUCGUUAGGAAGCAAGAUGAUCAUAAGGAUUCAAGGAUCUAAAUACAAAUG
Molecule: messenger RNA, 801 nt
Organism: Sclerotinia trifoliorum
Lineage: Eukaryota; Fungi; Ascomycota; Leotiomycetes; Helotiales; Sclerotiniaceae
Source: the annotation of a GenBank genome assembly